CGUCCAUGUCAGUGUCACACAACAACAAUCCUGAGAGGCGUAUAGGUUCGUAGCUUCUUGAAGUGGUUAAGAGCGUUUAUAUUUGCUCUUGGGGUUUGUGUUCGAACCUCUGCUCCGAUAUCGUAUAAGAAAAAGAAUUCAAAGAAGCAUCAUUUCUUCGGGAAGAAGAUGGAGGGUGAGAUUGGAAACUUCGUCAAGGUAUGGCUCUCAGUUUACCUAUCUCUAUGUUACUGCUAUGCAAUUGCUAAGUUUGUGCCAAAAGGAGUUCCAAGACUUUUGCUCAUAAUUCCGAUCGUGUCCCUCUUCUUAUACCUCCCUCUCCACCUCUCCUCCCUCCAUCUCGGCGGCACCACCGCUUUCUUCAUUUCUUGGCUUGCAAACUUCAAGCUCUUGCUUUUCGCUUUCGGCAAAGGCCCUCUCUGCUCCGACCCUUCGAUAUCUCUUCUCCGUUUCGUGGCGGUUGCUUGCUUACCCAUCAAAAUUCAGCAAAACCAGUAUUCAAAAACCCAAAACAAAGAAAACCCAGCCCCGAAAAUAACCAAAAAUGGAACAAAAUCCCCAUUAAACUACGCAGUUAAAGGCCUAUUGUUUGCCUUGUUGGUUAAGCUAUAUGACUACAAAGAGCACAUUCAUCCAAAGCUCUUAUGGAUCAUGUAUUGCUUCCACAUAUACUUCGCCUUGGAAAUAAUCCUAGUCAUCGCCGCCACGUUGGCUCGAGCGCUUCUGGGGCUGGAGCUUGAGCCCCAAUUCGACGAGCCUUACCUCUCGUCCUCGCUCCAGGACUUCUGGGGUAGGCGAUGGAACAUCAUGGUCACCAGCAUCCUGCGCCCAACCGUGUAUGAGCCUAUCCUCGCGCUAGCAACUCGUGUGGUCGGGCGCAGGUGGGCUACUCUCGCAGGCGUGAUGGGGACGUUUUUGGUGUCCGCAAUCAUGCACGAGCUCAUAUUCUACUACCUGGGCAGGACGCGGCCCACUUGGGAGAUCACGUGGUUCUUCCUCCUCCACGGGGCGUGCUUGGUGGCUGAGAUCGGCGUCAAGAAGGCGGUCGGGAAACGGAAGAAGCUGCAGCUGCCGAGGUCAGUGUCCGGGCCGUUGACCGUCGCGUUUGUGAUGGCCACCGUGUUUUGGCUCUUCUUUCCUCCUCUGCUGCGGUGUAAGGCGGACGUGAGGGCAUUGGAGGAGUACGCGGCUGUUGGCGCGUUUGUGAAGAAUAUCGGCCAUGCUUUCGCUUCUACAGCGGUGAACGCAACAGCGACAAUAACAAGAACCUCGUAAUAAAAGCAGACUUGUGGUGGUAGUUUUAGGCUUUUAAAAAAUCAAAUAGAAGACGCUGAUGUAGUUAAAUUGUAACCGUUAAAAUAAGAAGAAAGAGAAUAAGAGAAAGAUUAGGAGGGGAGUGCGGUUGACAUUGUUUUAACUAAAGCUACAACCCCAUUCGAUCAGUCGGCUUCAUUCUUGUCCUGGUAAUAACUUCUCAAGUUAUGUAAAGAGCAAGUUUUUUUUUUUUUUUUU
Messenger RNA from Malus domestica (apple), 1512 nucleotides. Its product is annotated as acyl-CoA--sterol O-acyltransferase 1. The record is from RefSeq and is a predicted model, not a curated record. NCBI's taxonomy places the organism in Eukaryota, Viridiplantae, Streptophyta, Magnoliopsida, Rosales, Rosaceae. Gene Ontology annotation, biological process: lipid metabolic process.